UCCAUUGCAACUAUUGGUUGAGAGACAGCAGGUUUACUUUUUACAUCUGUUGCUAUCAAUCACACAAGCCCUGUACAUUGGCUUACUUUCACAAGACAGUUUUGCUCCACUGUUUUGGCUUUCUCUGCUGAGAUCUUGCGAACCAGUCACUACAUCAAAACUUUUAUUGUUGGAGAUUUUAACUGGCAAUGCAGAUUGGAUUUUCAUUCUCUGCUUCAUCGUAAUUUAACCCAUUGCAGCUUUUCUUCAUUUUAUCCUGGACUUUAAAGGCACACACAUUUGAAAAUAUUUGAAAAAAAAGGAGUUUGAAUCCGAAUAUACAGUACUUGAUUUCCAACAUGGCCUCACAGAAAGUUUGGCUAUUUUGCCUGGUCCUCACAUUUAUAUGUUCCUUCCAAAUGAGUUUGAUAUCUAAUGUCAAAGCACAGGAACAUACUGCUGUACAAGAUGAUGAUGAUGAUGAUGAUGAUAAUGAUGUAACUGAGAAAUCUCCAGCAGACCAUGACGAAGAUAAAGAUGAUGAUGAGGACGACGACGACGACGAUGAUGAUGAUAAAGAUGAUGAUGAUGAUAAAGAUGAUGAUGAUGAUAAAGAUGAUGAUGAUGAUAAAGAUGAUGAUAAAGAUGAUGAUGAUGACGACGAUGACGACGAUGAUGAUGACAAUGAUGAUGACAAUGAUAAAGAUGAUGAUGAUGACGAUGACGAUGAUGAUGACAAUGAUAAAGAUGAUGAUGAUGAUGAUGAAGAUGAAGAUGAUGAUGAUGAUGACGACGACGACAACGACGAUGAUGAUGAUGAUGACAACGAUGAUGAUGAUGAUGACAAAAUUGUAAAAAAGCAUGAUGAUGAUGACGAUGAUGACAACGACGAUGAUGACGACGAUGAUGAUGACGACGACGAUGAUGAUGACGAUGACAAUGAUGAUGACGACGAUGAUGACGACGACGAUGAUGAUGAUAAAGUUGUAAAGAAACAGGAAGAGGAUGAUGAUGAGGAUGAUGAUGAUGAUGAUGAAGAUGAUGAUGAUGAUGAUGACGAAGAUGAAGAUUAUAAGGAAGGUUCUCUCUGCCAUUACUGUGAAUUUUGCAAGCACUGUGGUGAUUGUGAAAAGUGCCCCUGCGAUGAAAAGGACAAGAGUGAACACUGUAAAAAUUGCGAGUAUUGUCAGUUCUGUUAUGUCUGCCCAGUUAUAUGUGAGACAGCCUGCAAGCCUGGGAGCUACAUAGAUGAACUUUCAGGAGCACUAUACAAGACCGUGGCUAAUAUAUUUGAAUAGAAUUUGAUCUCUCUACCCUGGAACAGAAAGCUGGUCAUUGGAUUAAACAUACUUGGGUAACAGAUAUACCCUACUCUGGCUUUUCUAAUAGUCAUGAACAGAAGUCAUGAACUCACUGAGCAAACAAACUGACAGUAAUCCUUCUUCUCUGUGAACUUAACCAUGUUUGGGAUGUGAUGGCAAGACCUGUCAUUUGGGAUUCUUUCCCCUGUUAUUUCCACCCAUGCCCAUUUUUAGAUCAUACAUCCACGAUGGACCUCUCUAAAUGACAGCAAGAUAGCCAGCCACAAGAUCUUUAUUAUGUUUUCCCUAUUAGUGUCUUCUACCUCCUGAAUUAAAAUCUGUUUCUGUUGCCUUUAAUGACAACUCUAUGUUGUAUGUCAAAUAUAAACUCUUAAUAUCCUAGGCCAAUCAUUUGUCACCUGAAUUAAAGACACAAUAAACUAUCAGCACGGGCAGACCCUAAAAAAUAGUGUCUUAAACUGGGAUGACUAGGGGAAGGGGAAUUGAGACUAGAGUGAGCAGGUUUCAAACUUUGUACACAGAGCAACUACAAAUGAAUAGAGGAAACUGAAUAUUUCUUUCAUUUAUGACAAAUGAAUGUUCUUAGCAUGCACAAGAGACUGGGCAUCAAACACAUAAAUUAAAGGAAUAAGCAGUGGUUCCCUUUUAUGAUGCAGUAAAAUCUGCUUAACAGCAAACAAAAUUCCUAUUAGAAGCUGAUUACUACGCAAAUACUUUUUGCUCUUUGUGUCACUUGCAUAUAACUUUUGCACUAUUCACAAUAUUGUGAUCAUGCAAUGAAAUCAUGCAACAGGCAUAUUUGUAGGACAUAAUUACGCAUGGAAUAAAUCAUGACUUUUAAAAAUAAUAGGAUUCUUAAAAAUAACUAUGUAGCGCUCUCAUCUGCCCUAUGUCAAUAUUGUUAUUGUAUACUCUCUUAGGGGAUGUGGUUAAUUUAUUUAAAAUAUGUUUGUAAGAUUUAGUGCUCCUGAUAGUAAAUGCAAUCAAAGGAGUGGGGAACCUUAUAAACUAUAAUAUAUCUAAACAAAAAUAGCAAAACUAUUUAUUUUUGUGAAAUGUUAGUAGUCCAAAAAAAUGAAAUAAUAAAUGUAAUUGUCGUC
Bombina bombina (fire-bellied toad) is the source of this 2401-nucleotide messenger RNA. RefSeq names its product fibrinogen-binding protein-like. Gene Ontology annotation, molecular function: calcium ion binding. The transcript is spliced from 6 exons. Lineage: Eukaryota; Metazoa; Chordata; Amphibia; Anura; Bombinatoridae. The record is from RefSeq and is a predicted model, not a curated record. The coding region runs from base 339 to 1277 and encodes 312 amino acids.